GGCGCAGCAUCGCAAGCCGCGGCUCCGAGCCACGUGUCCAAGAAACGGCAGGUGCGCGGCGCGCGCCCGGAUAAUUCCCGCAGCCGGGCCUCCGUCGCCAUGGCGACGCGCCGUAAAUGAAAGCUGCUCGAGCGGCCCGACGUCAGCGUGACGUCGCGCUCGGAAAAGUUCGGCUACUCUCGUUGACCAAAUAUGGGCAGCGCUCCGGCGGGGAGACACGGCUGCGGCCAGCAUGCGAUUUACGCUGGCCCCAGGGGGCUGCCCGGGGUUCUAAGCUCGAAUCGGGGCCGUUAAAUCGGCGGCUGCGGCCGGAAAGUGCCGCCUGGCACCGUCAGCGCGGACCCCGAGCAGCUAGCGGCUGCGCGGGAGACCCUUUAAACAUCAUAAGGUGGCGCAGUGAAUGAAGCCAACGUCACAGCGACGUCAGGCGCUUGGCGCGCCGCGAUUGGCUGCGGGGGGUUCCGGCUCGCCAAAUAAGGCAGCGGGGCUCCCCGGGGCCCAUUCAUACGGCGGCGGCGGCCCGCGAGUGCGUACGUCGCAGACACACGGAUGGGGACUCCCUAGCCGUCAUGACGAUGGACGGCCUGGACACGCUGUCUCGCGACUGCCUCCAGUUCAACCUGAGUUUCGAAUCGUUCAAGGCGACUGGCGCCAGCGGCCUCGCGCCACCCGAGGGCUCCGACGACCCGCUCAACACGCCCGUGUCCACGACCGCCGAGCUGAUCACCUUCUUCGCCACCGAUGCGGUCAUCCCCGACCCCGUGCCCAUCUCAGGUGAGCCGGCCCACCGCUGGCCAGAGAGACCAGCCAGCCCACUUCGCGAUGCGGAGCAGCCAAAGGACCCGUACGGCCGGCUCGCCUACCGCGGCACUUUCACCACCGCUUGGCCUGGCCCCGACGCGGCGCCGUUCUUCGAGCAGCCCGAGCCUUUCCCUCCGCUCGAUUCGUUCAAAGCCGCCCCGUACACGGCAGAGACCGAGCCGGCAAAGUACCCCUGGUUCGCCUACGAACACGCCGCACCCCCGGCACCACCCUCCUCGUCAUCGUCGUCGGCGGCGGCCAAGCCCGAGGAGCCGUCGGCGACACUGGCAGAGUACAACCAGGCUACCAGCAAGGGCCACGAAAUCCUGAGCCAGGCGUACCAGAACAGCCCGGUGCCACUCAAGCUGGUGCCCGUGAAGCCCCGAAAGUACCCCAACCGGCCGAGCAAAACGCCAGUGCACGAGAGGCCGUACGCGUGCCCCAUUGAGGGCUGCGACCGGCGGUUCUCGCGCUCCGACGAGCUGACGCGCCACAUCCGCAUCCACACGGGACAGAAACCGUUCCGCUGCAACAUCUGCCUGCGCUCCUUCUCUCGAUCCGACCACCUCAACACGCACAUUCGGACUCACACGGGCGAAAAGCCCUUCACCUGCGAUGCGUGCGGCCGAAAGUUCGCGCGCUCCGACGAGCGAAAACGACACGGGAAAGUGCAUCUCAAGCAUCGGCUCAAGAAGGAGGACCACCCGUGAACGCCGCGCCACCCCUGUACAUAGUGCUCUGUACAUAACCCGACCCCAUCUCUCAUCUCCCCGAAUAAAACAGUGCGCAUCGA
This is a messenger RNA of Rhipicephalus sanguineus (brown dog tick), 1594 nucleotides long. RefSeq names its product E3 SUMO-protein ligase EGR2. Gene Ontology annotation, biological process: regulation of transcription by RNA polymerase II. The transcript has a single exon. NCBI's taxonomy places the organism in Eukaryota, Metazoa, Arthropoda, Arachnida, Ixodida, Ixodidae. The coding region runs from base 570 to 1511 and encodes 313 amino acids. The record is from RefSeq and is a predicted model, not a curated record. Gene Ontology annotation, molecular function: RNA polymerase II cis-regulatory region sequence-specific DNA binding; DNA-binding transcription factor activity, RNA polymerase II-specific.